AUGACCGUCGCCGCUCCCGCUGACUUGGCUCGUCGAAGUUCGCCUCAAGGCCAGGUGGCCUUGGAGGAUCGUUUCGAAGUCCUCAAGGAGAUCGGAGAUGGAAGCUUCGGCAGUGUUGUUCUGGCCCGUGUCAGAACUGCCGGCGCCAAUGUAGCCCGUCGCGGUUCAAUAGUUGCAAUCAAAUCCAUGAAGAAGACAUUUGAUUCUAUCGCGCCAUGUCUGGAAUUGCGCGAGGUUGUAUUUCUGAGGACCAUCCCAAACCACCCGCAUCUCGUCCCGGCACUGGAUAUUUUCCUGGACCCCCACAGCAAAAAGCUGCACAUUUGCAUGGAAUACAUGGAAGGCAACCUAUACCAGCUGAUGAAGGCCAGAGACCACAAAUGUCUCGAUAACGCCAGUGUCAAGAGCGUCUUGUUCCAGAUCAUGCGUGGUCUGGAACACAUUCACUCUCACAAUUUCUUUCACCGAGAUAUCAAACCCGAGAACAUCCUAGUCUCAACUUCCUCUCACCAGGAAGCCUCCAACUCGUUCCGGAGGUAUUCAGCUUUAGUCACACCCCCGUCCACACCUCCCCACUAUACCGUGAAGCUUGCCGACUUUGGCCUGGCUCGAGAAACUCACUCCAAGCUUCCCUACACGACAUACGUCUCAACACGAUGGUACCGCGCACCUGAGGUUCUACUCCGUGCUGGAGAGUAUUCGGCCCCUGUGGAUAUCUGGGCUGUUGGUGCAAUGGCUGUGGAAGUCGCCACCUUGAAGCCGCUUUUCCCCGGUGGGAAUGAGGUCGACCAGGUCUGGCGUGUCUGCGAGAUCAUGGGUAGCCCUGGAAAUUGGUAUAACAAGGCCGGUGUACGCGUUGGUGGAGGGGAUUGGCGAGAAGGAACCCGUCUCGCGAGCAAACUUGGCUUCUCGUUUCCCAAGAUGGCACCGCAUGCCAUGGAUACCAUUCUACAGGCUCCUCAAUGGCCCGCCUCCCUCAGCAGCUUCGUCACCUGGUGCUUGAUGUGGGAUCCCAAGAACCGACCGACGUCUUCCCAAGCUCUGAUGCAUGAAUACUUCAACGACGCCGUGGAUCCCACAAGACCCAAGUCAUCUGCCUCCAAGAUACUGGGCCGCAAGCAAUCGGACCUCGGCCGAACCGUCAAAGAAUCUUCUAGCACGACUCAGAUCGCGUCCUUGCCUUCUUGGUUCCGAAAAUCCCUGAUUGGCCGGAGCGACGUUCCUGAGCCCGCCGCUCUCCAGGUACCCAACAAGGAAACUCCCGUCACCAGACCUUCUCUUGCGUCCGUCCCGACUGUCGAGGCCCCUGCCUCCAAGGCUCGCGCUCCUCCUGCUGCAAAGCGCAGUACUUGGACACACGGGCUUUCCAACGUGGCGCCCAUGCCGAUCUUGCCUACAAUUCGACCAAUUUCACCUCUUUCUGAUGCCGUCACUGCUCGAGCCAACCGUGGCCAAGCUGAAGUCAAAUCCAAAAAGCUUGGCCGGCAGCUCUCUGUCGCUUCCAGCAGCAAUGCCUGCGCCGAAAUGCACCGCCAGCAGGCUGAGCGUGCUCUGAAUGGCGAGACUGGUCUUGCCUCGCCCCCUAGCGGCCACAAGGAGAGCUUCUUCUCACAUCUUCGGAAACGAGCCAGGCGUUUUUCAGGGCGCCACCAAACCCCUGUAUCUCCUUCCUACGAAGACAUGGAAGCCCAAAUUGGUUGUGGUCCUUGGGCAAGCAACAGGUCGUCGGUAGUGAUUGAUCCACAGGGUGGCCCUAUUCCCAAGGCUGAAGUUUACGAGUCUUUGGAUAAGGCCCUGCGAGAUGUCCAGGGCACCUUGGAUUCACGGUCCGCAUUGCCAGCAAGCCACCAGCCCACGUCCACCAGCAGACUCAAGAGACACCACUCUCUCCCUCAUCAGCAACCCAGGUCCGUCGACAACUUGCUUGGAGCUGCCCGUGGCGGACCAAUCUCGAGUCGCACGCGACGGGCGCAGGCAGCUCACGGCGCACGGCAGUACGAGGUUCCAGACGAAGAAGAUGAGCUCCUCGACGAGGCCCUGACGUCUGCUCAAAGGGCCAUGAGACACAUGGAUGGAUCUACCAAGCCCCUGAGGCAAUCCGCCAGCAACCUAGGACUAGCAACCCCACAUCCUUACCCGAGCCCCUCGCCAUCCGCGAGCGGCAGUCAGGUGUUGUACGGCGACGGCCAGGAAGUCUUGACGCCUAAGCCAUUGGAUCUCGGCAAGAAACCCUGCAGCCAAUACAAGUGGCCUACCCCACCUUAUGAAGGGAGCGAAUGGGGGGCGUCGGCAUCAGCGAGUAUCUGGGCUGCUGGUAACUUUUAA
Messenger RNA from Metarhizium album ARSEF 1941, 2325 nucleotides. RefSeq names its product serine/threonine-protein kinase MAK. Gene Ontology annotation, biological process: protein phosphorylation; intracellular signal transduction. Lineage: Eukaryota; Fungi; Ascomycota; Sordariomycetes; Hypocreales; Clavicipitaceae. The coding region runs from base 1 to 2325 and encodes 774 amino acids. The transcript has 2 exons. Gene Ontology annotation, cellular component: cytoplasm; nucleus. The record is from RefSeq and is a predicted model, not a curated record. Gene Ontology annotation, molecular function: protein serine/threonine kinase activity; ATP binding.